This is a messenger RNA of Prunus mume (Japanese apricot), 1611 nucleotides long. RefSeq names its product protein CYTOSOLIC ABA RECEPTOR KINASE 4. Gene Ontology annotation, molecular function: ATP binding; protein kinase activity. Lineage: Eukaryota; Viridiplantae; Streptophyta; Magnoliopsida; Rosales; Rosaceae. The record is from RefSeq and is a predicted model, not a curated record. Gene Ontology annotation, biological process: protein phosphorylation.
UUCCUCUGUUUCUUCUCUGUCCCUCCUCCCCUCCGCUUCCGCUCCCCCAUCAGCUCAUUUUCAUCAUUCAAAUAAUUUUUUUUUUUCUUCUUCUCUUCACCUUUUUUUUUUUUUAAAAAAAAAUUUGUAGAAUAUUGGCAUUACCUCUGUGAUUGGUUGCAUUCUGACAAUAGGAACAAUUUUUAUUCAGAAAUUUUUUUGGGUGCUGAAUAAAAUUGUGUAGCACUAGUUGUAAUUGGCGUUACAUGGGCCGUUGAUUUUGGUGUGCCACCACAACUUUGAACAAUGUCGUGCUGCGGGGGUGCGGAGGAGGAAAACUUUGGUCCACCUGCUAAUCAAUAUAACGCUGCCCCACCUAGAGGUGGAAGUACAUAUGGAGCAGGAGGCAAUGACAGAGGAGAGCCAAGGAGUUCCAAUACGGUCAAAAGUGGAGCUCCACAGAAGGCCUUACCGAUCGAAAUACCGGCUAUGCCAUUGGAUGAAUUGAAUAGGUUAACGGGUAACUUUGGUCAGAAGGCGUUGAUAGGAGAAGGUUCUUAUGGCCGAGUUUUCUAUGCAAAAUUGAGUAAUGGUAAGAAUGCUGCAAUAAAGAAGUUGGAUACAUCACAAGAGCCAGACUCCGAUUUCUCAGCACAAUUAUCAACAGUGUCAAGACUUAAGCAUGAGCAUUUUGUGGAGUUGAUGGGGUAUUGCUUGGACGCAAAUAAUCGAAUUUUGAUAUAUGAGUUUGCAGCAAUGGGCUCUUUACAUGACAUAUUACAUGGAAGGAAAGGAGUACAAGGGGCUGAACCAGGUCCAGUUCUUACUUGGAAUCAGAGAAUUAAAAUUGCCUAUGGUGCAGCCAAAGGCCUUGAGUAUCUGCACGAAAAAAUUCAACCUUCAAUUGUUCAUCGCGAUGUCAGAUCCAGCAAUGUCCUCCUCUUUGAUGACCACGUCGCCAAAGUCGCAGACUUCAACUUGACAAAUCAGUCAUCUGACACAGCUGCGCGACUGCAUUCGACUAGAGUCUUAGGAACAUUUGGUUAUCAUGCUCCUGAGUAUGCCAUGACAGGGCAGAUUACUCAGAAGAGUGAUGUUUACAGUUUUGGGGUUGUUCUACUAGAGCUUUUGACAGGAAGAAAACCUGUAGAUCAUACAAUGCCCAAGGGGCAACAGAGUCUUGUUACUUGGGCAACUCCAAGAUUGAGUGAAGACAAAGUGAAGCAGUGUAUUGAUCCCAAGCUAAACAAUGACUUCCAACAAAAGGCAAUUGCUAAGUUGGCAGCAGUGGCAGCACUUUGUGUUCAGUAUGAGGCGGACUUCAGGCCAAACAUGACGAUUGUUGUGAAGGCUCUACAGCCACUGCUUAACUCAAAACCUGCAGGCCCAGAUUCAAAGGCCUAACAAAUUUUCAAUUCAACCCCAGAAUAGAGCAACUUUGGCUUGUGUGUGCUUUGUAAUGUAUCUUUCUUGUUUGUAAACCUAUUCCCAUUUUGCUCCACUGAAACAAGAAACUCUCACAAGGGCAUGUUCUGCAUUGUCAUUUAUCUGAUUCAAUACCCGGUGAAAGAUCAUUUGCGUUUGGUAGAUGGUAUCGUGAAACUUUCAUUAAAAACGCAAGCUACUUAGUUA